Molecule: messenger RNA, 945 nt
Organism: Malania oleifera
Lineage: Eukaryota; Viridiplantae; Streptophyta; Magnoliopsida; Santalales; Ximeniaceae
Product: transcription repressor OFP4-like
Exons: 1
Coding region: 1-945 (314 amino acids)
Biological process (GO): negative regulation of DNA-templated transcription
Source: RefSeq, a predicted model, not a curated record
AUGAACCCAAAAGCCUCAGAUACCCAUUUCCCUAGUCCACCAAGAAAAUCAUUCCGUGGAAGAUCAUCCAGAAGAAAAACCAUUUGUAGUCCUCCUGCUGUUCUGUCCUCUUGUGCGUCCCAACCUGGGAAAAACUUGGUCCGGACUAAAUCCCGUCGAGCUCAAUCUUGGGACUAUAUUGUCUCCCCCUUUGACGUCCCUUCCUCAGAGUUUGACUGCCAUGAAACAUCGUAUGAAUGCGCUUCCAGUACAAUGGCUGCUUCUGAGUCAUUUGAUGGUCCAGCCACGUGUUCGAGCUUUUGCAAUUUUCAAGUCAGUUCAACUGCUGAUAUUGCCAUUGACAUGAAUAAGAAGUCUUUGAUCACAAGGAGCAAUAAAAUGGUAGACAAGUUUGAUACAAUGUCUGAGCUUGAGCUCCCUUCAAUAUUGACAAGGCCAUUAAAAUUUGAAGACAUGGCCACUGAAGCUGCCAAAUUUGGCAGGAUUUCUUCCAAGUUGGAGGAUAUGGAUGCUCAUGGGUCUAUCUCUCUAAAAUUUGUCAAGGAAGAAAGCAUCAAGAAUCGAAAAGAACCAAGGACCAGUUCUCUAGUCCGGAAGUGUGCAACAAACAACUCCACAGGUGUAAAGCUUCGAGGGAAUCCUCCGAAAAUAUCGAGCAGGAAGAUUCAGGCCUCUGGCCGAAGGAGUGUAUCGCCUGGCAGGAACUUGAAAUCCAAGGCGAGGAACCUUUCAAAGAGCUUUGCAAUUGUGAAGUCCUCAUUUGAUCCUCAAAGUGACUUCAGGGAUUCAAUGGUGGAGAUGAUUGUGGAGAACAAUAUCUGGGCAUCAAAGGAUUUGGAAGAGCUUCUAGUAUGUUACCUUUCGUUGAAUUCAGAUAAGUACCACGACCUUAUCAUCAGAGCAUUUGAGCAAAUCUGCUUUGAUAUGACUGAUCUCCACAUGUAA